Messenger RNA from Schistocerca nitens (vagrant locust), 1694 nucleotides. RefSeq names its product small conductance calcium-activated potassium channel protein (gene SK). Gene Ontology annotation, biological process: potassium ion transmembrane transport. Lineage: Eukaryota; Metazoa; Arthropoda; Insecta; Orthoptera; Acrididae. Gene Ontology annotation, molecular function: calmodulin binding; small conductance calcium-activated potassium channel activity. Gene Ontology annotation, cellular component: neuronal cell body; neuron projection; plasma membrane. The record is from RefSeq and is a predicted model, not a curated record. The transcript has 8 exons. The coding region runs from base 1 to 1392 and encodes 463 amino acids.
AUGAACGUCCACGGAACUGCAGGUAGUGGGCAGUUUGGAAGCGCGUCCUUCUACUCGACGGCGCUCAAGACUCUCAUCUCCGUGUCGACCGUCAUCCUGCUCGGCCUCAUCGUCGCCUACCACGGGCUCGAAGUCCAGUUGUUCAUGAUCGACAACUGCGCGGACGACUGGCGCAUCGCGAUGACGUGGCAGCGCAUCACGCAGAUCAGCCUCGAGCUGGCCAUCUGCGCGGUGCACCCCAUCCCGGGCCAGUACUACUUCCUGUGGACGACCAAGCUGGCCAACCGCGGCGGCAACGUCGGCUCGUGCUGGGUGCCGUACGACGUGACGCUGUCGCUGCCCAUGUUCCUGCGCCUCUACCUCAUCUGCCGCGUCAUGCUGCUGCACAGCAAGCUCUUCACGGACGCCAGCUCGCGCUCCAUCGGCGCGCUCAACCGCAUCAACUUCAACACGCGCUUCGUGCUCAAGACGCUCAUGACCAUCUGCCCCGGCACCGUGCUGCUCGUCUUCAUGGUCUCGCUCUGGAUCAUCGCCAGUUGGACGCUGCGCCAGUGCGAGAGGUUCCAUGAUGAGGAGCACGCCAACCUCCUAAAUGCCAUGUGGCUCAUCGCCAUCACGUUCCUGAGCGUUGGCUUCGGAGAUAUCGUGCCUAACACAUACUGCGGGAGGGGCAUCGCUGUAACUACAGGCAUCAUGGGAGCAGGCUGCACUGCGCUUCUUGUGGCAGUGGUGUCCAGGAAACUGGAAUUAACUAGGGCAGAAAAGCACGUCCAUAAUUUUAUGAUGGACACGCAACUGACAAAAAGGCUGAAAAAUGCAGCAGCAAAUGUGCUGAGAGAAACGUGGCUCAUUUACAAGCAUACGAGGCUAGUAAAACGAGUCAACCCAGGACGUGUACGCACGCACCAGCGAAAGUUCCUCCUUGCCAUUUAUGCCUUGAGAAAAGUGAAGAUGGACCAACGAAAACUCAUGGAUAAUGCCAACACGAUAACUGAUAUGGCAAAGACACAAAACACUGUCUACGAGAUUGUAUCGGAUAUGAGUGGAAGGCAAGAUGCACUGGAGGAGCGUUUGUCCAAUUUGGAGGACAAACUGACAGCUAUCCAGGAGCAGUUGGAAUCGCUGCCCGAGACUCUAGCCCGGUGCCUCACACAGCACUCCGAACGGCAGGAACAACGACGCAACUUCCUCCACCCCGAGUCCGCACUCUCGGCACAGCCCGCGGCUGCCCCGGCCACCCCCCUCCUACUGGGGCCGGCACCGCUGUCACUACCACACUCGCGCAGUGUGCCCAACCCGUGGCCCCCGAGCCCUAUCGUACCUCCCAUCAGCAGCCGCACACCACACCUUGUGCCCACGCCGCCUGCACCGAGUGCCCCUUCGACCAGCUGAGAGGAUGACAACUCUCGUGUGCCUGUUUUCUUCCUAUUUGGUUCUCCUGAGAUUGCAAAUGAAAUUUAUUUGUGAUAUACAGUCUGCUCCUAAUGAAGCAAAUACUCAGCAAUGGUGAACUUACAAGCUACUCUCUGUGUUAAUUUUUCAAACGUAGUGUCACAUUAACAACUGGCCCUUAUCCUUAUUGCUGCAAACUUGCAGAACUUGUCAAGUGUCAUUAAUACAAAAUGUAUAUAUGUUUUAAGUUACAGCAAAUGAUAAUUACUUGUGAGAUAUUGAACUACCAUUUGUGCAGAUUA